AUGGCUUCUGAGAGUCCAACCACAAGAUCACCUGCAGCUGCUACGGGAUCACCCGCUGCCGGGUCACACCCAGCGCCAGGCGCUGAGGUGUCAGCACCGGUGGAGGCUGAUGACACUGUUGAGCCGGGCAGGGAAGACGACGCUGAUUCUGCCAUUGACUCGAAUAGCUUGCUCUCUACUGAAUCGCUCUCUGAAAGCAUCUAUGAGUACCGCAGGAUCCAUGGCCGAACAUACCAAGCCUCCAAGACAACCGAGUACUGGGCGCCGAACGAUGACCAGCAGAAUGAAGGUCUCGACAUGUUGCACACGGCCCUCGUCAUCAUGCAGAAUGACAAACUCUUCCUAGCCCCCAUCGGCGAUAAUCCCAAACGUGUUCUCGACGUGGCCACUGGCACGGGCAUCUGGGCCAUUGACUUUGCGGAUCAGUACCCUGGAGCCGAGGUCAUUGGCACUGACAUCAGUCCUAUUCAACCAUCAUGGAUCCCGCCUAAUUUAAAGUUCGUGAUUGAUGAUUGUCUGUUAGACUGGACAUGGCCCGAGGACCACUUCGACUUCAUCCACUUCCGCUCUCUCUACGGCAGCAUAACGGACUGGGGCGAGUUAUACAAGAAGGCAUUCCGCCAUCUCAAGCCGGGAGGAUGGCUGCAGGAUCUCGAGAUGGACGUUCUGCUGCAGAGCGACCAUGUGACAUUCCCCGAGAAACACAUCUACAAGACAUGGGGCGAUGCGUUCGCAAAGGGCGGCGAGGCGAUGGGCAAGAUCUUCACGAUCACGCGCGACCAUCAGAUGCGCGACUAUAUGGAGGCCGCCGGCUUUGAGGACAUCACAGAGGUCAAGCUGAAAACGCCGACCCACGGAUGGCCGAAGGACAAGCGGCUGCAGCAGGCGGGGUUGCUGACGCAGGCAUGCCUUGAUCAGAGUCUCGAGGGGCUCGCUAUGUUUGUUUUGACUAUGGUCCUCCAGUGGACCAAGGAAGAGGCUCUCACAUUCGUCGCAGAGAUGCGCGGAGAAUCUAGGAAAAAGUCAAAUUGUGCCUAUUGUUUGACCCUAGACUACGUACCUACAAUGGCCCUCACAAGUGUCAUUGCGGGAUGGUCGGCCAGCCUGGCGACUACCCUUGCCUGUCUGAUCACCCUCGCCUGGGUCUGCCGGUGCCUGUAUCGCAUCUACCUCCAUCCCCUGGCGGGAAUCCCUGGCCCUCGUCUUGCCGCAUGCACAUCACUAUGGCUUGCGUGGCACACCUACGUUGGUGAUGAGUGCACUGCCAUUUUCCGGUUGCACGAGAAGUAUGGCCCAGUACUGCGGGUUGCGCCCAACGACAUCGACAUUGCCGAUGGCGAUGCCGUCGAUCCCAUCUACGUACAGCAUGGGGGCUUCCAGAAGACACAGGCCUACUCCAAAUUUGAUAUCGAUGGCCACUCGACCAUUUUCUCUACGCAGACACUACCGGCACGUGCCAGCAGAGCCAAAGCUGUGGUGCCACUCUUUUCGACUUCAUCAAUUCGGAAUUCUCAAUCGAUACUAUCUUCGGUAAUCGACCAGUUCAUCGCACGGAUCCAACGUGAGGGUCAUAAGGGCAAGCCCGUCAAUGUCCUCAACCUGACCCGGUCCAUGGCCCUCGAUGCCGUGAGUGCGUACCUCUUUCAGGAACAGUACGGCGCCGUCUCUGAAGACACAUCACACAUGUCGGCGUCACCCUUUGUUGACGCGUAUGUCGGUGUCGGCGCCUUCUUCAAUCUGCUUCCGGGCUGGAUUGGAGACAAGCUCAUGCAAUUGAUCGAGAUGGCUUCGAGUGACGACGAAGUCGCCCACUCGAUGAAAGCCAUGGAUCAGUACACCGGAGGUCUGGUCAAGACAGCCAUGUCUGGCAGUGGAAGCUACGCUAGUCGAUUGUUAGAAAGGUCAAUUCCUCGGGAUCAAGUGCAAGUCGAGCUGAAGGAUUUGUGCUUUGCCGGCACUGAUUCGACCGGCAUGAAUAUGGCCAUGAUCCUCUGGUAUCUAUGCAAGAGCCCAGAGAAAUACGCUAAGCUACGAGAGGAAAUUCUCGGGAAAAUGGACAAGGAUGAGGAUAUCACGACAGGUCCAUAUUUGCGAGGGGUCGUGCGCGAGGGACUGCGGCUAUCCUGGGCAAACCCGAUCCGAUUGCCUCGCCUUGUUCCCGAAGGCGGAUGGGAAUACCGUGGUCACCUCUUCCCCCCGGGUACCUCGGUAGGAGUUGCCGCCUUUCAGCUGCAUCAGGACGAGAAGGUCUUCCCCGAUGCACAGCGGUUCCUGCCGGAGCGGUGGCUGCAGCCAUCCGACCAGAUGCUGACCAACUUCUUCGCCUUCGGCAAAGGCAACCGCGCCUGCAUCGCCCAGAAUUUGGGUACUGCUGAGCUGACGCUCGCCACUGCAAAGGUGGCCCAGGUGGAUUUACUCCGGGGAGCUACAGCGGUUCAGGGCAGUAUUGACAUCUUGGAAUGGUUCAACUCCCGCGUUAAGGGGGAGCAGAUUCUUAUUCAAUUCCCUUCAUAG
Molecule: messenger RNA, 2514 nt
Organism: Phaeoacremonium minimum UCRPA7
Lineage: Eukaryota; Fungi; Ascomycota; Sordariomycetes; Togniniales; Togniniaceae
Product: putative benzoate 4-monooxygenase cytochrome protein
Exons: 3
Coding region: 1-2514 (837 amino acids)
Molecular function (GO): oxidoreductase activity, acting on paired donors, with incorporation or reduction of molecular oxygen; monooxygenase activity; heme binding
Source: RefSeq, a predicted model, not a curated record